This is a messenger RNA of Cuscuta campestris, 2462 nucleotides long. NCBI's taxonomy places the organism in Eukaryota, Viridiplantae, Streptophyta, Magnoliopsida, Solanales, Convolvulaceae. The record is from the annotation of a GenBank genome assembly.
CGCUGCCACCAAACCGAGGUCCGCCCCGAUCUUGGUUGCUUCCUCAUUAUAUUUCGGUUGGCCAAGCCUUCUACGCCGCCCUUUUCCAGAAGCGGGAGGGGAUCAUCAUAUCCAAGAAGGACUCAGUUAAGAGCUGGAAGAGGAAGUUCAUCUUCGUCUCGCCUCCCUCGGGUUCCCCUUUCCGCGAGGAAGUCCUCAACUCAUUUCGUCGGCGUGCCCUGCCCGCCACCUCCGACAGAAUGGUCGCCGACGCAGAGAAACUCUGCGAAGAGGGGCCAUACGAGCUCGCAUCGUUGGUGACGAACAAGGAACUGGCCGAGCUCGGGUACGUAUUCCUGCCACAAGAGGAGGCCCACGUCGGGUCGUCCAAUGGAGCAUCGAGGAAAGCCCCUCAAGUCAACGAUGCAGCUCAUGCUCUAGGGCAACAAGGUCAAGGGUCCGUAGGGGGCCCUGCCCUAGAUGCUCGCCCCCCGACGCCAAGCCUCAACCUGACUUUCGAGGAGGCACCUCUAACGAAAAGGCGCAGAGAGGCAGCCUCAUCCUCGGCAACGCCGGUGGGAUCCAAGUCCCCUCACAUGACAGACUUCAUGCAUCCUACCCGGGUCAAGGUGGCCUUCCCCCCUCUGCCUUCCUUCCUGCGGGGGGAUUAUGAUCUGCAAACCUUCCUGCAGAGCUUCACCCCUCACUCCGACCGCGAGGCGCUCUGUGCGUCAGGGAGUAAUAUAUUGGCCUCAACCACUCUCCGGGAGCUGGGCUCGGAUGAAUGUCCGAGUAUAUGGCCCGUGCUCGGCAACCCUCUUCUUGUGAAAGGUGGAACCAAGCUUGUGGCUUUGGACCUUCAUCCAGGAAAAACAUCUGGGUGUGGUCCGUGCUCGGCCAUCCUCCUUGCAGAAGGUGGAACCGAGUGCGUGGCUUUGGACCAUCAUUUGGGGAAAACAUCCAGGUAUGGUCCGUGCUCAACCCUUCUUUCAGUGGGAGAUGGGCCCGAGCGCGUGGCUUUGGACCUUCAUCCAGAAAAAACACCCGGGUAUGGUCUGUGCUCGGCCAUCCUCAUUGCGGAAGGUGGAACCGAGCGCGUGGCUUUGGACCUUCAUCUGGAAAAACAUCUAGAUGGAACUAAGUGCGUGGAUUUAGACCUUCUUCUGGGAAAAACGUCCGGGUGUGGUCCGUGCUCCGCCAUUUUCCUUGCAGAAGAUGGAACCGAGCGCGUGGAUUUGGACCUUCAUCCGGGAAAAACAUCCAUGUGUGGUCUGUGCUCGGCCAUUUUCAUUACGGAAGAUGAAACCGAGCGCGUGGCGUUGGACCUUCAUCUGGGAAAAACAUUAGGGUGUGGUCUGUGCUCAGCCAUCCUGUUUGCAGAAGAUGGAAUCGAGCGUGUGGCUUUGGACCUUCAUCCGGGAAAAACAUCCGGGACCCACCGCCUCUUUGAUUAUGUAGGGGCCUUCAUAGUUCUUAGCGAACUUCCCCUCUUCCAAGGGGCAGCUCACUGCCUCUUGCGUAGCACCCAGUCCCCUACCAUGAAGGCCAUGAGAGCGUACUCGCCCAUUGUGGUAGCUAUUCACCUUUCUUUGAUAAUUUUCUACCCGUAUGAAGGCCACUUCCCGCCUCUCAUGGCCCAGAUGGAGUUCCGUUGCCAAAGCUUCGGGGCGCAGUUCGACGUAGAUCUCUACAGGCGCCCUCGCCUCGAACCCGUAGCACAGCGCGAAGGGGGUUUCCCCGAUCGCUCUCCGGGGCGUGGUUCGAUAGGUCUACAAGAUGUAGGGUGGCUUUUCCACCCACUUUCCUUUACCGGCUUCCAACUUCCGCUUCAAACCAUCAAUAAUCAUCUGGUUAGUGUUCUCGACUUGCCCGUUCGUCUGCGGGUACCUUACCGAUGCGUAGCUAUGUUUGAUCCCCCAACUUUUAAGGAUGUCGUUAAAAGGCUUGGACUCAAACUAUGUUAUGUUGUCCGUAAUCACAUGCUCGGGGACACCAAAGUGGCAGAUGACUUGUUUGGCGAGGAACUUCUGGCAUUGGGCCCCUAUUAUGCUUACCAACGGCGCCACCUCCACCCACUUCAUGAAGUAAUUGAUUGCCACUUUAACGUACCUUACGUUCCCAGUACCUCUGGGGAGAGCGCCGACUAGGUCCACUCCCCAGCGCGCGAAUGGAAUUGUCGUGCUGAUAGGGGUGUUGUAACACCCUAAUCCGUCCAGCAAAUAAAACAUACUACACGCUCAGCGGUAAAGCUGAGUAAGCAUAUCUAAUGCGUCGAACAUCCAUAUAAACUGAAUCUAAAUUCAUAAUCAAAUCAUUUGAUAUCAUGCACACAAUGUUCACUUCAGACAUUCACAGUUUUGAUAUUAUUCAGUUCUUAUCAACAUAUUUUAUUCAAUUCAGUUAUUAUUUCGAUAGUGCUCUUAAAUCGUUCUUAAUCUAAGGCCAAAUCAUAACAANAAGCGAAUUAAAAAUUGACAUAUCAU